Bacillus rossius redtenbacheri is the source of this 5216-nucleotide messenger RNA. RefSeq names its product neuropathy target esterase sws (gene sws). The record is from RefSeq and is a predicted model, not a curated record. NCBI's taxonomy places the organism in Eukaryota, Metazoa, Arthropoda, Insecta, Phasmatodea, Bacillidae. Gene Ontology annotation, cellular component: endoplasmic reticulum. Bases 170 to 4126 code for a protein of 1318 amino acids. Gene Ontology annotation, biological process: phosphatidylcholine metabolic process. The transcript has 28 exons. Gene Ontology annotation, molecular function: phosphatidylcholine lysophospholipase A1 activity.
GUCAUAGAAGUUGCAAAUGGCGCUACCCACUCGAUCAAAGCUGGUGUUUUGAUUAUUUCAUAAAUGUUGCGCCGGGCGAGUGUCUGUGUUUGUAUUAAAAUCUUUUAAUGCAAUGAGGGACGCUGUGUUAAUAGACGCAUUUGACUUCUAAUAUUAAAGUUUUGAUGAGAUGGAUGUCAAAUAUGAAUUUCCAUUUAUAACUUAUUUGCUAGACAAUCUUUCUUUAAAUGUCAAGGAAUACCAGACUGCCUACAUAGUCGUAGUCUCUUCCAUCUUUUCUCUUGGGAUCGCGUUCAUUCUGCUGCUGGUUCGGAAAUGGAAGAACAAGGAGUUCCUGCCGGAAGUGAAGGAGUUCGUCGGCGUGGGGUCCACUCGUCCGCGCUUCAGGAAACGCGACAAAGUGCUGUUCUAUGGCCGCAAAAUGCUGCGCAAGGUGCGGUCCAUAUCCGGCCAAGUCCACGGCCAGGGCAAGAAGCGGCGGAUGGUGAUGAAGUUUGCUCGCCGACUGCUGCACUUGAAGAAGGACUCUGCUCCAGUCGCGCUCCAGGUUCUGGAGCCACCGGCCGAGUACCUUCAAGAAGACAUCGGCAGCGAGGAUCAGAGGGUCCCGCCGGAUGCACUCUACAUGCUGCAGAGCAUCAGAGUGUUUGGACAUUUCGAGAAGCCAAUCUUCUUGAAGCUGUGUAAACACACUGACAUCCUCAACUUGCCUGCCGGGACUUACCUCUUCAAAGUAGGGGAUGCCGAUGAGAAUGUGUACGUGGUGCAGAGUGGCAAGGUAAACGUCUUCAUCGCUGGCUCGGAUGGCACUCCCAUAUCGCUGAAAUGCGUGAAGACGGGAGAGUCCAUUACGUCUCUGCUGAGCUUUACGGACGUGUUGACGGGACACCCCCAGCCAUACAAGACGGUGGCGGCACGAGCGGUGGAGGACUCGACGGUGGUGCGGCUGCCCACGUCCGCCUUCCAGGAAGUGUUCCAGGAGUACCCGGAGAUCUUCAUCCGCGUGAUGCAGGUCAUCAUGGUGCGGCUGCAACGCGUCACCUUCACCGCGCUGCACCAGUACCUGGGGCUCUCCGCGGAGCUCGUCAACCCGGGAGUUACACGAAGGAAAAUCAGUCCUUUUGCGGGAUCUCCUGUGAAAAACAAGCCAAGGGACCUGUUUUCAUUUAAAGAUGAAUUUUCGAAUAAUUCUGGAACAGAUGGCUACUCAGGCGUUUCGCCCACGGAGCAAGCAGAGCCUCAGCUGCCGUUUGAGGUGUCGCAGCCCGGGGGCCCGCUCAUGUCUCGCCGCCACCGUGCCGGGCUGGAGAGCAAGCUGCCAUCCUCGCAGCCCGACAUGCUUUCUGACUUCGACCACCACUUGCCUUCCCCGCAGGCACCGCCGGACCUGCAGGCGGGCCUGACGGGCGCCAAGAAGCGCGGGUCCGGCAGCGCCGGCGCGGAGGCCGUGGACGAGCAGACGCUCGUGCAGACGGCGACAGAGGCGUUCGUGCGGGAGCUGGGGCUGGAGGACGACACGGUGCUGCGGGACGGCAAGGUGGAGAUACGGGAGGUGCCGGCCGGGACCUACCUCAUGAAGGAGGAGUCUCACAAGGACGUGGCGCUGGUGUACCUGAUCUCCGGGAUGCUGCUGGUGUCCCAGAAGACGACUGACAACCAGGAGGAGGUGGCCAUGUUCUAUGCACACCCCGGCGAGAUUGUGGGCGGUCUUGCUGUGCUGACUGGUGAACCUAGCUUCUUCACCAUCCGUGCCAAGCACUACUCUCGCAUCGCGCUGCUCUCCAAGAACACCUUCUACAACAUCAUGCGUGAGAGGCCCCGCGUGGUCUUGCACGUAGCGCACACUGUCGUCAGAAGGCUGUCCCCUUUUGUCCGCCAAGUGGACUUUGCUCUCGACUGGGUCUUCUUGGAGAGUGGGAGGGCCGUUUACAGGCAAGGAGACGACUCUGACUCAACCUUUAUAGUCCUCAGCGGUCGACUGCGGUCCGUGAUCACUCACUCGAACGGCAAGAAGGAGCUGGUGGGGGAGUACGGCCGAGGAGACCUGGUUGGCAUUGUGGAGAUGGUGACGCAGACUCCGCGCAGCACCACUGUAAUGGCCGUGAGGGACUCUGAGCUGGCCAAACUGCCGGAAGGACUCUUCAACGCCAUCAAGCUACGCUUUCCUAUCGUUGUUACUCGCCUCAUCAACCUGCUGGGACACCGCAUCCUGGGCACGUGGCAGAAGCCGACCAUGGGCCGCACCAUUGACGCGUGCCCCGCACAGAACAACUUCUCCACGGUCGCGGUGGUCCCCAUCUCUGACGACGUUCCCUUGACUGCAUUCACCUACGAGCUGUAUCAUUCGUUGUGUAACAUCGGAAGCACACUGCGUAUGACGUCGGACGUGAUUCGCAAGAGCCUGGGCUCGUCCAUCCUGAGCAUGACCAACGAGUACCACCUGACGUCGUGGCUGGCACAGCAGGAAGACCAGCACAUGAUCGUGCUGUACCAGUGUGACACCGGCUUCACUCCCUGGACGCAGCGCUGUGUGCGACAGGCCGACUGCAUCCUCAUCGUGGGGCUGGCGGACAACGAGCCCACCGUCGGCAAGAUAGAGAAGGAGGUGGAGCGACUGACGAUGCGCACCCAAAAGGAGUUGGUGCUUCUGCACAAGGAGGGGGCGUUGCGGCCGCGCAACACCGUGGCUUGGCUCAACAACCGCAGCUGGGUCAAGUCCCACCACCACAUUCAGUGCCCCAAGAGGAUGUUCACACGCCGCUCCCAGCACAAAGUGAACGAGCUUUACACCAAAGUGCUGAUGUCGGAGCCUAACAUCCACUCUGACUUCUCGCGCAUGGCGCGCUGGCUGACGGGCACCUCGGUGGGGCUGGUGCUAGGAGGGGGCGGAGCCCGGGGAGCCGCCCACGUUGGCAUGAUCAAGGCCAUCCUGGAAGCAUCUAUACCCAUCGACAUGGUUGGGGGCGUGAGCAUCGGGGCAUUCAUGGGUGCACUCUGGUGCAUGGAGAAGGAUGUUACGACCAUGACGCAGAAGGCCAGAGAGUGGUGUCGGAAGAUGACUCACUGGUGGAGGCAGAUGCUGGACCUGACCUACCCCAUGACGUCCAUGUUCUCUGGCCGUGACUUCAACGCGACCAUCCAGCAGACUUUUGGCGACACGCAGGUCGAGGACCUGUGGCUGCCCUACUUCACCGUCACCACCGACAUCACAGACAGCUGCAUGCGCAUCCAUACGCACGGCUCGCUCUGGCGCUAUAUCAGGGCGUCAAUGUCCCUGUCCGGCUACAUGCCCCCCUUGUGCGACCCCAUAGACGCCCACCUUUUGUUGGACGGAGGAUAUGUCAACAACCUCCCAGGCUCGCUGUGGCACUGUGUGCGCGCCAGCAUGACUGUCACCGGCAUCUUCCCGCCCAUCUGCGACCCCACGGACGGACACCUGCUCGUUGAUGGCUGCUACAUCAACAACGUGCCAGCGGACGUGAUGCGCGGCAUGGGCGCGAAGCACAUCCUGGCCAUCGAUGUGGGCUCCCAGGAGGAUACGGACCUCACCAACUACGGGGACUGUCUGUCAGGCUGGUGGCUGCUGUGGAAGCGCUGGAACCCCUUCGCAUCGCCCGUCAAGGUGCCCAACCUGCCGGACAUACAGUCUCGGCUGGCCUACGUGUCGUGCGUGCGGCAGCUGGAGGAGGUGAAGACUAGCGAUUACUGCGAGUACAUCAGGCCGCCGAUAGACAAAUACCGCACCCUGCAGUUCGGCAGCUUCGACGAGAUCAAGGAUGUGGGCUACAACCACGGCAAGACGUACUUUGCCGGCCUGUUGAAAGCCGGAGCUUUGCCGCUCUUCAAGAUGAACACGGAAACGAUGCCCUCCAAGCGCACCCAGCAGAGUGUGCCCUCGGGCUACACGUUCACCGACCUGGCGCAGAUGGUGUGCAAGGUCCCGUACAGCCGCACUUACGUCGACGAGUCUGACUCUUAUGAUGAGUAUGAAGCAGACGAAGAAGAUAACCACGAAAAAGGUUAUGUCUCAGAGCCGUCUGCUUGCAAUUUAGACGAUGAAAGGCUGCCGAGGAAGAGACCAGGUGGCUCUUUGUCAAUAUCGGAAGAAGAUGACGAGCUUGAGUAAAGAACUGAGAGGCUCCUGAUCACACACUGCUAGUCAUUUCGUGACGACCACUGGCCGUGUCGCUCUCCAGUUACGAGAGACUGUGUCAUUGCUCGUCUGCGCAGUGGCCAACAGCAGGGAUCGAGAACGGACUGCUGUUUCUGCGUGCGAGGUAGUACAUGCAGUCUUGGACAGCACUGAGACCUCUUGCAUCACUGUCUGUACUAAACAUUCUUAAAUACCUGUAGGACUGCUGGAAAUUUGCGAACGUUCGUCUUAAAAAGAGAGAUCACAAAGUCAAAUAAGUUCUGUGAUUACACUGAGCCUUGCUUUGCUGUGUACGUACAAGGACAUCAAGGAAAUUCUGUGUUGUUUUGCGUAGUUAGUACUCAAAUUCUCAUCUGAUAAGUGAUUUUGUAAAUCUGAUGAUUAAAUGAUGUAGUUAGAUACAACAGUUAAUAAACAUUCUGGGUAAUAUUUUUCUAAUGGUCGUGUAUUUUAUGAGUGCUUUUACUGGGAAACUUGAUGCCAAAGAUUUAGUUAUACUGAAUGAAUGGAUUCUGUUGUGAAAAUUAUGUGAUAUGGUUUGUGUUAAAUGCACAAGUUGGCAUUAUUGUAGUUUUUUAAUCAUUAAUAUAAGAUCUGAACAUGAGCAGCUUCUGAGUUGUGUCACUGUUUGCAGAAGACUAGUGACAAGUGGUCGCAAAAUCGUUUGGAUUGUGUCAACAUUUAAAAAAAUAUAUUUGCUUGGUUGAUGUUUCGGUAUAAUAUUUCUAACUAAUAUUAAUUUUCUCUAGUGGGAAAGAUACUAUUGUGAGUGAUGUGUAGCAUAAAUUUAAUCAGUACAAAGUGUUGAGAUUUUUCAAAUAUAAUUAUGUCAUUGUUUUUUUUUUAUUUAAUGCCUCAGUAUAAGGCAACGAAUCAAAAGAAAUCAAUAUAAAUAUCACAUAUCUUAAAGGUUAUGUCCAUGAUUUUUCAGUGUUUAUCCUGUGGUAUGUAGUACCAAUAUGUGAUUGAUGCUGCUUGUAUUUUUUUUAUAAUGCACAAGGGCUUGUAUUCUAGUCAUAUUUAGAUUGAAUCAAAUAUGACAAAAUAAAUUUUCCUAUAUAAA